This is a messenger RNA of Danio rerio (zebrafish), 1900 nucleotides long. RefSeq names its product DnaJ (Hsp40) homolog, subfamily C, member 3a (gene dnajc3a). The record is from RefSeq and is marked provisional. Lineage: Eukaryota; Metazoa; Chordata; Actinopteri; Cypriniformes; Danionidae. Gene Ontology annotation, cellular component: endoplasmic reticulum.
GUCCGCUGGCCUGACAGAUAUGCGAAUGCCCAGCGUGUCUUCGCCAACUUUAUGUAUUAAAUCAGUGAUUUGACGUUGGGAAGAAAAAGAAAACAUGGUUGCCGUAAGCCCAGUGGCGCACAAAUUGCUAAGCUACGUUCCUUUCCUGCUAGUUUUGAUCGAUCUUCGAUAUGAAGGAGUCAAUGGAGGGAAGGAUGGUGGCGUUGAGAAUCAUCUGGAGAUGGGGAAGAAGCUUCUGGCUGCAGGACAGCUGGCUGAUGCUCUCUCUCACUUUCACGCUGCUGUUGAUGGAGAACCCAAAAAUUACAUGGCAUUUUAUAGGAGAGCAACUGUAUACCUAGCCAUGGGAAAGUCAAAAUCUGCACUACCAGACCUCAGCAAAGUCAUCGAACUUAAACCGGACUUCACGUCGGCAAGGCUUCAGAGAGGAAACCUACUGCUGAAACACGGUAAACUUGAUGAAGCUGAAAGUGAUUUCAAAAAAGUGCUCAAAUCAAACCCAAGCAGCAGGGAAGAGCAGGAAGCACAGAGUCAGCUGAAGAAGUCUGAUGAAAUUCAGAGACUGGUGUCGCAGGCACAGAGUGAUUUCAAACACCGAGAAUAUAGCUCUGCCGCAUCACACCUCGACAUCAUCAUUGAUACGUGUGUUUGGGAUGUGGACUCCAGAGAGAUGCGGGCCGAGUGCUUCAUUCAGAUGGGGGAGCUGGGCAAAGCUAUCAGCGACCUUAAGGCUGCUUCAAAACUGAAAAGUGACAACACUCAGGCCUUUUACAAGCUCAGUACCAUCUAUUAUGACCUGGGAGACCAUGAGAUGUCCCUCAAUGAGGUGAGGGAGUGUUUGAAACUGGACCAGGAUCAUAAGCAGUGCUUCAGCCACUACAAACAAGUGAAGAAGCUCAACAAGCAGAUUCAGUCUGCUGAAGAACUUAUCCAGCAGGAGAAGUACAGUGAUGCAGUCAGUAAAUACGAGUCUGUUAUGAAGACUGAACCGAAUGUUCCCCACUUCACACUGAACGCUAAAGAACGCAUGUGCCACUGCUUAUCAAAGGACCAGCAAACCGCCAGAGCCAUUUCAGUGUGCAGUGAAGUGCUAAACACUGAUCCUCAGAAUGUCAAUGCUCUGAAAGACCGAGCUGAAGCUUUACUGCAGGACGACCAGUAUGAAGAAGCCAUUAAAGACUUUCAGAGCGCUAAAGAGUACAGUGAAAACGACCGGCAGAUCAAGGAGGGUCUGGAGCGAGCCCAGCGCCUCCUCAAACAGUCCAAGAAGAGGGAUUACUACAAGAUCCUGGGUGUCAAGAGAACGGCCCAGAAGAAGGAGAUCUUGAAAGCCUAUAGAAAGCUGGCACAGCAGUGGCAUCCAGACAACUUCCAGGAUGCAGAGGAGAAGAAGAAGGCAGAGAAGAAGUUUAUAGACAUCGCUCAAGCCAAAGAAGUCCUCACUGACCCAGAGAUGAGGAGUAAGUUUGACCAGGGUGAAGAUCCCAUGGAUCCUGAGAGUCAGCAGGGUGGAGGACAUCACCACCACUUCCAUGGCGGCUGGGAAAACUUCCAGGGGUUCAAUCCGUUUGGUUCUGGACCUUUUAAUUUCAAAUUUGGUUUCAACUAAGGCUCUGCUGAAGGACCCGGGGCCUGGAUAUAUGCUGGAGUCAGCAAUUGGGAACUUGAGACCCCUCACACACAGGAGCACUUCAGAUGGGACAAGCGCCUUGAAGCUCGUGGUCAACUGAUCUGUGAACAGCUCCUCUACUACAGGGAUCUCACAGUCCUGAGUGCACGGUCAAUGUGCGCAUCGACCUUUACAUUCCUGAGAAUCACAUGUACAUAGAAAACAGUAUUUUUCUAUGAAUCAAACCAAGCUGUAAAUAAUUAAAUAAAGAGAUAUGAAUGCUUAUUUAAA